Messenger RNA from Fukomys damarensis (Damara mole-rat), 1005 nucleotides. RefSeq names its product chromosome unknown C4orf51 homolog (gene CUNH4orf51). The transcript has 7 exons. The record is from RefSeq and is a predicted model, not a curated record. NCBI's taxonomy places the organism in Eukaryota, Metazoa, Chordata, Mammalia, Rodentia, Bathyergidae. Bases 122 to 733 code for a protein of 203 amino acids.
ACAGUCAGAGUUAGGAGGCUCAGCGAGCCCCGUUGAUGGCUUCCUGCUAACAGAAGGAAAUGAGUUCUUCAUUAUGCAGAGGGUUUGAAAAUUUGUACUUCAGAGCGUACCAUCCGUCGCUAUGUCACAAUUCUUGUUCUUGACUCCGCAAAUAAUUCUGCCCUUUAGCCCUCUUACUUCUCAAGAGUUUGAUCUGAUCAAGCACAGGGCCCGAGCAUCUUGGCAGAAUGAGAGGCGAUGGUCCGAUUCCUCCGUGACAACGUACGCAGGCAGUUACCGAGAAAAACCACUGGUUGAGUCCACCUGCAGCCGCCUCACUUUUAGAGCAGGGCAGCCCAAGCCUGGGUGUAAGCGGAUGGUAUUGCCGAACAGCUCUACCCACAGUCCUCUGCUCUGUGGGGCUGAUACCCAUGAGACCAAAGAUGUCAAAGGCCGAUUCCCUGAUAUAACCCGGUCCUUGAAAAAUCCACUUGAUGUCAAGCACAGAGCGGCACACCAGAUUUGGUAUUCUGCCGAUUUUCCUUCUGCAUUUCCAAAUUAUAAAAAAUCACGUGUGAGAUCUAAAGAGCCAGCCCUGGAGACCCUGCUGAGCCACAGAUGUGCACGGCAAAGCUUCCCAAAGCAGUUUCAGGGACGAUGGGAUUCUAUAAGUAAAGUCGGUUCAUCCGAAGACUCAGAAGCUGAUCAAUAUUCCCAUUACGGUCGGGGAGGACUGUUAUCGUUACUUUCCUGACUUGGAAAACAAGCCACAGGCUGGAGGCCCAGAGUUUGCGCGAUAAACGACUGUGAGAUUCAGCCCUACAAAAGAAAUUAUGAGUGAGAGAUCUACUACCUCAUAAAGAAGAGUAAGUUUUGAUUAACAACCCAAGACUACCCAGACCUUGGAUGGGGAAGAAAGAUGGAUCUCUCAGUCCCUGGGAGUUAUUACAUUUACCCCACAACUUCCUUUCUGGGCAUUUGCUUGUUUGGUUAAUCAUCACUACUCACAAAAUAAACGCCAUUUUG